Phacochoerus africanus (Common warthog) is the source of this 1093-nucleotide messenger RNA. RefSeq lists its product as uncharacterized. The record is from RefSeq and is a predicted model, not a curated record. The transcript has 4 exons. NCBI's taxonomy places the organism in Eukaryota, Metazoa, Chordata, Mammalia, Artiodactyla, Suidae. The coding region runs from base 1 to 732 and encodes 243 amino acids.
AUGGACCCGGAGUGUUUGAUCUCCUGGAUGUUUGCCUGGUGGGGGCAGGAUGGUGGCGCCAAGCUGGGCUCUGAACGCCGAGCUGCCACGUGUCCUCGUCCAGGCCACGCGGGCCAAUCUCUGGGCCCGGCAACAGGGUCUGCAGGCGCCCUCGCCGCGGGAGGGGCCAGCGAGAGACGGGCUCCAGCGCCACCUGGCGGCCUCUCGGCGUCACUGCAGGCGCAGCCACGUCCCGCCCGCCCCGCGCACCCGCGCCGCGCGCCGUCGAGGUCCCCGCGUCGCCGCCCUCUGCCUUUCGUAACUCGGCGCGGGGGUCUGGGUUUGCAGGGCCUUGAAAACGAGCCCCUGGCGCCUUGCGCCCUCUCUUCCGGCGCUCUGGCCGCAGAUUCGGGUAGCGCCGGCCACCGUGGACCAUUUUUCUUUUUUUCCUUCUUUGUGGCGUUCCAGGAUUUUCUCUUCCGGGUCGCUCUGAGGCACGGUCAGGGGUGCCAGCAUUCCCGGUUUGGCAUUGAACCCUCGGACUCUGCAAACACCUUCGAGGGGAAGCCCCCUUUUGCGCUUGCGCCGCGCCUCCCGCGGCCGGGAGCUAAGUCGGGCUGGCAGGGCCAGGUGGCACAUAAGGGGGGCUUAAAAGAAGACUUCUCCCAGAGACCAGUGCGGCUGCUGAUUAUGUUUAUCCCAACAUCACCAAAAGAGGAAGGAGACAAAGGUAGCUAUAAAUUCAUGACGUAAUAGCUUUUAUUAAAGUGGUAGCAUGGAAAAUUCCAAAGUUACCUAGGAGCUUCCAGUUAGGGUGUGCUUAGCCCACGGAGCCACUAGGAAACUCAGAAUAUGUUACCCACUGAUCAAGGCCAGGGAUCAAACCCGAACCUCAUGGCUCCUAGUCAGAUCCGUUUCCCCUGCGCUACGACGGGAGCUCCAACUUACCGCCUUUUCUACUUUCUCUCCUCACCUCUCUCUCUUUGUUCUAAAAGAGAACCUAGCAUCUAAACUUGGGCAAGAUGGUUUUUUGGGACACUAGUCCCAAAAGACUUCUCUGUCUGCCAGCUUUCCAAACGAAUAAAGGAAUAAAGUAUUUUCUCUGCUCCAAGAA